This is a messenger RNA of Gekko japonicus, 1129 nucleotides long. RefSeq names its product calcium binding protein 1 (gene CABP1). Bases 1 to 681 code for a protein of 226 amino acids. Lineage: Eukaryota; Metazoa; Chordata; Lepidosauria; Squamata; Gekkonidae. The transcript has 7 exons. The record is from RefSeq and is a predicted model, not a curated record. Gene Ontology annotation, molecular function: calcium ion binding.
AUGGGCAACUGUGUGAAGUCUCCACUGAGAAACCUCUCAAAAAAGAUCCACCAUGAGGAGAAGACAUGCUAUAAGGCUGUCCAGACGAGCGAGGAGGGGUCGUCGGGCUGCGAGUACCAGGGCCCACUCAUGGUGCUGGCCCAGAACUGCGCCGUGAUGCACAACCUCCUGGGGCCAGCAUGCAUCUUCCUGAGGAAGGGCUUCGCAGAAAACAGGCAGCCAGACAGAGAGCUGCGUCCAGAAGAAAUAGAAGAGCUGAGAGAAGCGUUCAAGGAGUUUGAUAAAGACAAAGAUGGCUACAUCAACUGCCGGGACUUGGGGAACUGUAUGCGAACUAUGGGUUACAUGCCUACUGAAAUGGAGCUUAUAGAAUUGUCCCAACAGAUCAACAUGAAUUUGGGUGGCCAUGUAGAUUUUGAUGACUUUGUGGAGCUGAUGGGACCAAAACUUCUGGCAGAGACGGCAGACAUGAUUGGGGUCAAGGAAUUACGAGACGCUUUCAGAGAGUUUGACACCAAUGGUGAUGGAGAGAUCAGCACCACCGAACUACGAGAAGCUAUGAAGAAACUGCUUGGACAACAAGUGGGGCACCGGGACAUAGAGGACAUAAUACGGGACGUAGACCUGAAUGGAGAUGGGCGAGUGGAUUUCGAAGAGUUUGUCAGGAUGAUGUCCCGCUGAAGACUGUUUCAGGGUUGAAAAUUAAGCAGCAUCUGAGGGUAGAAAAGGGCCCGAAUGGAGCAUCUAGCCCGUGUUCCUAUGCAAAGACUGACACGCUGGCUGCACGUGAGUUAGUGCAAUACAAUGACCUGUCUCUCCGAUCCAAAGUGGCCCUGAUGCUCCUUCACCCUUCCACACUGUGAAAGACUUGCAAUCUGCUACAACUGGAAUCACUGCUCAGAGAAGCUAGCUGUGGGGAAAGCUGCACUCUGGGAGCAGCCUCGGAGCAUUUGCAACCUGAUGAAGACCUCCUUCCCUGCUCUUACUCUUCCACCAACCGCUGCAAAGCAACAUGAGGAGAGGUUUUUCCCGGAACUGGUGGCUUACAGUGAGGCCAUCCGGGAUUGGUGCCUGCCAUAGACUGUGCUCUGCGCCUUUUUCCCCUUGGUGAACUGAGUCUGUAUGUGCU